Sesamum indicum (sesame) is the source of this 1574-nucleotide messenger RNA. Its product is annotated as N-terminal nucleophile aminohydrolases (Ntn hydrolases) superfamily protein. The record is from RefSeq and is a predicted model, not a curated record. NCBI's taxonomy places the organism in Eukaryota, Viridiplantae, Streptophyta, Magnoliopsida, Lamiales, Pedaliaceae. Gene Ontology annotation, molecular function: threonine-type endopeptidase activity. Gene Ontology annotation, biological process: protein maturation. Gene Ontology annotation, cellular component: cytoplasm.
GAUAAAUAUGGGGUGUUUUUCUAUAUUAUUUAUAAUUUUGGGGUGCCUGAGUAGAUGAAUAUGCAAGUCCAAGACUCCCAAAUUCCAUGAUAUGAUAAUUUUAGUUGUAAGUCUCAAAUCAAAUUAUUAAUGGGUAAACUGGUGAAGAAUAAUACGCCAUUACGAGAAGAUUGAAUUGUCUCCCCGAUGGAUUUCAAAUUAGACUAUCAAAGCCCUAGAUACUUCGUCGCCGUCCACGUCGGCGCGGGAUUCCACUCGCCGUCGAACGAGAAAGCCCUUCGCUCCGCCAUGAAACGUGCCUGUCUUGCUGCAGCUUCUAUUCUGAGCAAGGCUUCUGGAGGAUGUAUAGAUGCUGUUGAAGCUGCAAUUAAAGUUUUGGAGGAUGAUCCCUGCACAAAUGCUGGACGAGGCUCAAAUUUGACUGAGGACGGUCAUGUUGAAUGUGAUGCUAGUAUAAUGGAUGGUGACUCUGGAGCUUUUGGUGCUGUUGGAGCAGUGCCAGGUGUCAGAAAUGCAAUCCAAAUUGCUGUUUUGCUAGCUAAAGAACAGAUGUUGGGGUCAUCCCUCUUGGGUCGAAUAGCUCCUAUGUUUUUGGCUGGUGAAGGGGCACGUUUGUGGGGUAAGUCCAAGGGAAUUGCUUCAGAUGAGACUAUAGUGGAGGCUGAUGAGUGGUUGGUGACUGAAAGGGCCAGAAAUCAGUGGAAAAGAUACAAAUUAAUGCUUGAUGAUGCCAAAUCCAUGACUGAUACAGCUUCAGCAGGGGCUCAAUCCUGUGAUCUUACAAAGGUAAAGGAAGGUGGGACUCAAUCAUCUCCUCUGGAUACGGUAGAAGAGGACAGCAUAAUGGACACAGUUGGAGUAAUUUGUGUAGAUUCCCAGGGACACAUUGCGUCUGGUGCGUCAAGUGGUGGUAUUGCCCUUAAGGUCAAUGGUCGUGUGGGAUUAGCAGCAGCAUAUGGUUCUGGUUGUUGGGCAUCCUCAAGAGGCCCUUUUGGAGCUCCUUUUAUUGUUGGUUGCUGUGUUAGUGGCGCCGGAGAGUACCUAAUGAAAGGAUUUGCUGCACGUGAAUGCUGUGUAUCAUCUGCAUUGUCCCAGGCUGGUCCAGUUUCUGCUUGCACCAAAGUCUUACGUUCUGUUCAUGAAGCUGAUCAGAGUGGCAAUGAUAAGAGUGCAGGAGUUCUACUUGUACAAGCCGAAACUUCUGCUAUGGGUUCUGGUGCUUCCUUGAAGCUGAAAGCUGCAGAAAUAGCAGCCGCUUAUACUUCAGCAUCUUUUGGAGUAGGUUAUUUUGGAAGCUCUAUGAAGCAGCCUAAGGUGUCUAUUCUACGGAGCAGUAGACUUCAAACUCAAAGCAAGGUCAACCAGUUUGCCACACGAAUUAAUCUUGCAUCUGAAAAUUGCUAGCCCCUGUCGCUGGAAAGAUAUGAAAGUCAUUACUGCAAUUAUCACGAAGCUUCCACAUUUGGUUUGAUUAACACGGGUUUUAAAUUUGAUGUUGGUGUUGAGUUAUGACUGUUUACAGAAGUUUGAGCAUUGUUCUACUGCAGCUAAGAACACAGUUAAAUCUGGGAAAA